AUAUCAUCAGUGUCCUAGCUGCCCGGCCAAGUUCGCGUAUUUGUAUAAACUAAAGCUUCAUGGUCGAAUUCAUAACAGCGAAAAAGAUUCCAACUGUAACGUUAAUGACAAAGCGUUGCAUGGAACAGACAGCAUGAAGAAAGACAUUAAAAUUCUUAACAAGGACCUCAAUUACCAGUGCUCCCAUUGUCCAGUAAAGUUUGCCCGGCCAUCUCAACUAAAGAUUCAUAUCCGCACUCAUACAGGUGAAAAACCUUUUAUGUGCAAAAUCUGCAACAAACCGUUUCAUAGAGCAGAGAACAUAAAGCAGCACAUGAAAAUUCACAAUAAGGAUCAGCAUCAUUGCUGUCCGCAUUGCCCUGCAAAGUUCCCCUGGCCAUACAAAUUAAAAGUUCAUAUCCGCACUCACACCGGUGAAAAGCCUUUAGAGUGUAAAAUCUGUAGUAACACGUUUCACUCGACCGUAAACUUGCGGAAUCAUAUGAAAAUCCACAACAAGGAUCAACAGCAUCAGUGUCCACAUUGCUUCGCCAAGUUUGCUCGACCAACCCAACUUAAGACCCACAUCCGUACUCACACUGGUGAAAAGCCUUUUAAAUGUGAAGUCUGUGACAAAUCUUUCCAUGCGGCGCUUUAUCUGAAGCAGCACAUGAAAAUUCACAACAAGGAUGAACAUCAUCAGUGUCCAUACUGCUCCGCCAAGUUUGCUCGGACAUCACAACUAGAGAUUCACAUCCGCACUCACACCGGUGAAAAGCCCUUCAGGUGUGAGGUAUGUGACAAGUCUUUUCAUUCGACGGUGAAUUUGAGGAUCCAUACAAAAAUUCACAACAAGAACCGAUAA
This is a messenger RNA of Anopheles cruzii, 844 nucleotides long. RefSeq names its product gastrula zinc finger protein XlCGF8.2DB-like. Bases 134 to 844 code for a protein of 236 amino acids. NCBI's taxonomy places the organism in Eukaryota, Metazoa, Arthropoda, Insecta, Diptera, Culicidae. The transcript has a single exon. The record is from RefSeq and is a predicted model, not a curated record.